Molecule: messenger RNA, 1629 nt
Organism: Dictyostelium discoideum AX4
Lineage: Eukaryota; Evosea; Eumycetozoa; Dictyosteliales; Dictyosteliaceae
Gene: apnA
Product: apurinic/apyrimidinic endonuclease
Exons: 2
Coding region: 1-1629 (542 amino acids)
Biological process (GO): DNA repair
Cellular component (GO): nucleus
Molecular function (GO): deoxyribonuclease IV (phage-T4-induced) activity; DNA binding; zinc ion binding
Source: RefSeq, a predicted model, not a curated record
AUGAACCCAUUUGUUAAUUUAUUUAUUCAACAUUCAAAAAAACAAAUUUUUUUAAAUAAUAAUAAAAAUAAUAUUUUAUUAAAUUUUAAUAGUAAACUUUAUAGUACUAUAACAUAUAAAAACAAUAAUAAUAAUAAUAAUAAUCAAAUUAUUAAUAAUAAAACAAUAAUGAAAAGAAAGAAUAAUGAAAUAAUUCAAACUGAAGAGGAUGAUGAUAAUGAUAAUGGAGGAAUUCAUGACUGUGAUAGUUGUGAUGAAGUUGAUAAUGAAGAAAUUAUUCCCGAAUCCCCUCCAUCAAAAAAGUUACAACAACAACAACAACAACAACAACAACAACAAUCUAAAUUAAAACCAAAACAAACCUCUAUAACUGAUUUCUUUUCNCCAACUGUAAAAACUUCAAAAGCUGAUAAAAUAUCACCUUUUUUUUCAAACGUUAAUAAUGCAUCAACUACAAAUACAACCACUAAUAAUAAAAAUGUAAAUAAAAAAACAACAACAACAACAACUACAAAAAAAAGAAAUAAUAAAGAUGAAGAAAAUGAAGAUGAUAAUGAAGAAGAAGAAGAAGAAGAAGAAGAAGAAGAAGAUAAAAAAUCAAAGAAAAAAACUACGACAACUACAACAACAACAACAACAACAGCAUAUAAAAAGAAAAGUUCACCAAAAAAAAAAAAAGUUAAUCCAACAGAAAAUAAAUUUUCAACAAUUAAUUAUAAAGAUGAUCAAUAUGUACAAAAGGAAGAGUAUAGUUCAAGUAAAAAAGAGAAAUUAGAGAAUGUAAAGAUUGGUGGUCAUGUCUCAAUCAAGAAUGGUUAUCCAACAUUAAUUCAAUCGGUUGUUGCUCAAGGUUUUAAAGCUGUUGCAUUCUUUACCAAUCCACCACGUACUUGGAAACAUCAUACAGUCAAAUUAGAUGAUAGUAUUAAAUUUAAACAGUCCUGUAAAUCUCUAAAUUUCGAUGUUAAUUGUAUCUUACCACAUGGCAGUUAUUUCUUAAAUUUAGGUUCUCCAAAUAAAGAAAAUUUACAAAAAUCAAGAGAUUUAAUGAUUCAUGAAAUGAAAAAUUGUGAAAUAUUAGGAGUUAAACAUUUUAAUUUUCAUCCAGGAUCACAUUUAAAUGAAAUUAGUGAAUCAGAAUCAAUAAAGAUAGUUGCUGAAUCAUUGGAUUAUAUUUUAGAGAGAACUAAAGAUGUUGUUGCAGUCAUUGAGUGUACAGCUGGUCAAGGUACAAAUUUAGGUUACACAUUUGAACAUUUACGUGACAUGAUUGCAUUGGUUAAGGAUAAAACAAGAGUUGGUGUUUGUUUAGAUACUUGUCAUAUGUUUGCUGCAGGUUAUAAUAUUUCAACAAAGAGUAAUUGUGAUGUGAUUUUCCAAGAGUUUGAUAAAGUGGUUGGUUUCAAAUAUUUAAAAGGUGUUCAUUUAAAUGACUCAAAAUCAACUUGUGGUUCAAAACUUGAUCGUCAUGAAAAUAUUGGUAAAGGUCAUAUUGGAACGCCAUGUUUCAAAUAUUUAGUAAAUGAUAAACGUUUUCAAAAUAUUCCAAUGAUUUUAGAAACUGUUGGUCCAUAUGAUCAAGAAGUUAAAUUAUUAUAUUCAUUUAUUGAAGAUGAUGAUAAAAAAUAA